Messenger RNA from Beauveria bassiana ARSEF 2860, 756 nucleotides. RefSeq names its product cytochrome b5-like Heme/Steroid binding domain-containing protein. Lineage: Eukaryota; Fungi; Ascomycota; Sordariomycetes; Hypocreales; Cordycipitaceae. Bases 1 to 756 code for a protein of 251 amino acids. Gene Ontology annotation, cellular component: endomembrane system; membrane. The record is from RefSeq and is a predicted model, not a curated record. The transcript is spliced from 2 exons.
AUGGCUGACACCGAUCUCCGCCAGCGCAAGGCCAAGGCCGACCAUGUCAACGCAAAGGAGCCCGCAAAGCUUCGCACCAGAGUCGAAGAAGAUGACGAGGCGGAUUCGCUCCGUCUGGAUAUUCUGCGAGUCUUGACUUUCUUGUUUGUCGCUUCAUGCGGCCUCAGCUACGUCAUCAGCUCUGGCGAGAGCUUCUUCUGGGGCAUGCAGAAUAAGCCGUAUUACCUGAAGCCUGAGUGGUGGAAGGCCAAGUUUGGUGGACCGAUUUAUCUUACCCCGGACGAGCUUUCCCAGUACAAUGGCUACGAAAAGGGCAAACCCUUGUAUCUCGCUGUCAAUGGCACCAUCUUUGACGUCUCGAACGGUCUGAACAUGUAUGGCAUUGGUGGUUCUUACCACUUCUUUGCCGGCCGAGAUGCAUCGCGCGCCUACGUAAGCGGCUGCUUCGAGGAAGACUUGACCCCCGAUAUGCGCGGCCUCGAAGAGAUGUACCUCCCAAUCGACGACCCCGAAAUCGAUUCCAAGUGGACCACGGCCGAGAUGAAGGAGCUCAAAGAGCAGGAGCUAGCAGAAGCUAGGGAGAGAGUACAUAGCGGCCUGAAGCACUGGGUCGAAUUUUUCACCAACAGCCCCAAGUACCAAAAGGUCGGCUACGUAAAGCGCGAGGAAGGCUGGCUAGAGAAACUGCCUCAUCCCGAACUGUGCAAAUCUGCUCAACAAAAGCGCAAGAAGAGGGUUCCCAGAGAGCAGCAAUAG